GGUGGCAGCAGAGGGCCCCGCUCGGGCGGCGCAAGCGCAACCAGGUGCGCGAGUAGAGUUUGCUGCAGCAGGAAGCGACAGGGCUGCUGUUUUGCAGAGGAGGUUCUUGAACGAUGGCGGAAGGUGACUUGCAGGCCUUGGUCCGUCGCUUCUACAGUCUACAAAGUGAACGUGUGGAAGCCUAUCGCCUCUUUGAGGAAGGCCACCGAGCAUACCUGAGAAGCAGCCCCUCCUAUGACUUCAUCCGCUACCGUCAGCUGGUCCAUGAGAUCACACAGGCCUUCAGUGGGAUCUCUCAGGAAAUCCUGCAGAUCAAAGGACAACUGGAGGGUCCCCACGGGCGGGCAGACCUCGCCCAGCACUUGAGACGUCUCCAAGAGAAGGAGAAAGAGAAACUCGAGCUGACAGCAGAGCUGCAGCUUGCCAAGCAAAAUGCGCAAGACCAUCCUGGCACCGAUGCCUGUGAGCAGGAAGUGCGAGAGCUGAAGCAGAAGCUAAUUCAAACCAUCGAGGCAAUCAGCGAAAUUCUCCAGGACUUCAAGUACGAUUCGGAAGAGAGCGGUUGACGGGGCGUCCCCAGGGAUCGGCUGCGGCGAAGCUGGGGAGAGGGAUGUUUGCACGUUGGCCGGGGGAGGGGGCGGGGGCAGACUCUACCAAGGCCCAAGUUCUCCAUGCCCCCGCCUACCCUUUUGUACCGACCUUUGAUUGUGCCAAUUCGCACAUAACACGGAUGCCGUGGGAAGGGCGGUUCUUUCUUUUUCAGAACCCACGCCAACCACUUUCAGAAUAGAUCUGUCUUUGCACUGGAUCCAAACUGGGGAGAAGGGGGGGGGGGGUACAGAGCUGUACUUUAGCUUCCCAUCUAAUGAAAGGGGCAGUGGGUGGUGGGAGUUGGUCAUUCCUCUUUCAAUAAAUCAGUAUCUUUUUGUGAAUGUAUUUCUGAGGAAUCCGUUUUCUCCAAACGGCUGUCAGUUUUGAAGGAGGGAGCGUCCGGUCCACGAUUCCCGGGACAUGGAUAUGGAAAACUUCUAGAUUAUAUGUGUCGCUUAUCCAGUGCAAAUAAUGUUCCUGUUUUUGCAGUGCUAGCAAUAUGGGAGCGUAGUUGGUUACGGUGGCACAGCGCAGGCGAGGAUGGAAUGAAGUAGUUAGGUACUGUUCAUCUAUUGGGUUAACAAAGCAACGAUUUCAUUUACUAGUUGAAUGUGACUGGAAUGAUGCCCAUGAUACUGAAAUGCCAUGAGAAAGCGUUCUCCAUUAAAUUUAGGUAUUGAACCUGCUGCUAA
Messenger RNA from Sphaerodactylus townsendi, 1283 nucleotides. RefSeq names its product required for excision 1-B domain containing (gene REX1BD). The coding region runs from base 114 to 566 and encodes 150 amino acids. NCBI's taxonomy places the organism in Eukaryota, Metazoa, Chordata, Lepidosauria, Squamata, Sphaerodactylidae. The transcript is spliced from 5 exons. The record is from RefSeq and is a predicted model, not a curated record.